AACUCACCCAAAUUCUAGGCUUACAACUACACAAACAAGACCUGUUCGUAUAUAUCAAGAACCUUCAAAUUGAUAUCAACAAUCGGUGUUGUUCUUCUGGGCAUUCCCUAAAUCGUCUUAAAGAUGGGUGACACCAGUGAAAACGAAGACACCCGUCUGCAAACGGAAGAAGAUGAUGAUGAUUUGAAAAAACAAUUAUGGAGAAAGUUUCGCCCGAAGCUUUGGUUUUCAUCGAUUUGGAAAAAAUACUCUCUUGAAUCAAGGUUGAAUAGCGUCAAAACAUUCUUGACGAUUAACAUCGUUCCUGCUUCAAUAGCAAUGGGACUCUGUUAUUAUCUGCUCUUGAAACCAAAGGGGUCAAAACAUAAAGUCGUUCCUUAUUCGGACUUGUUGAAAGGUCUUCAAGACGGAAGCGUAACAAGGGUUCAAUUCAAAGAGAACUCGCGUCGUAUAAUGUACAACAGUACGCCACAAAGUUCUAAGCUCACAGACGUAUUAAAAAACAUGCUUACAAAAUUGUCGAGAAAAGAGUCAAGGGGUGACGGUGAUGAAAAGCGUCAGGAGCUCGUUGCUAGCCGAGUUCCUAAUCGCGGGUGGCAGUUUUCGACAAUAUAUAUCGACGAUGAUUAUCGACAGCUUCUUGAUUUGAUGAAAGAGAAGGGGACUACGUACGGAUUAGACCCCGAACCGUUUUUGGUUUCAACUGGGAGACGGGUAUUUUCGACUUUACUAAAUCAAGCACCGUCAUGGGCUAUGCUGUCGUUGGUGGCUCACGGGCUAGGCGGUGGUGGCAGCAGCAUAGCGAGAAAACCUAGUAAAAACAACACCGUAACUUUUGAUGAUAUUCAAGGUGUCGAUGAAGCCAAGAUGGAGCUAAUGGAGAUUGUUUCAUGCUUGCAAGGAGAUUCAAACUACACAAACCUUGGAGCCAUUAUACCUCGAGGCGUACUUCUGGUGGGCCCACCUGGAGUAGGAAAGACCCUACUAGCUCGUGCGGUGGCUGAAAAGGCGGGAGUCCCGUUUUUCAUCACAUGUGCAAGUGAAUUUGUGGAGUUGUUUGUUGGACGAGGAGCUAGCCGCAUUAGGGAUCUUUUUAAGGAGGCUAGAAAACACGCGCCGUCCAUAAUUUUCAUCGAUGAACUCGAUGCAGUCGGGCUCAAACGUGGAAAAGGCUUCAACACUGAGGGCGAUCAAACACUAAACCAGUUGUUGACAGAAAUGGACGGGUUCGAGUCGGAUAAGCAGGUUGUGGUGAUAGCAGCAACAAACCGACCCGAAAUGUUGGAUUCGGCUCUACUUCGUGCUGGCCGAUUUUCAAGAAAAGUUAUUGUGAAGGAACCUGAUGAAGAUGGAAGGAAGAAGAUCUUGGCCGUUCAUUUCAGAGGAGUCCCUCUCGAGGAGGAUCGAGAUGUCAUCUAUGAUCUUGUUGCAUCAUUGACACCGGGUUUAGUAGGUGCUGACCUGGCGAACAUCGUCAACGAAUCUGCCCUUCUUGCUGCCCGUAGAGGUGCGGUUUGUGUGUCGAGAGAUGACAUAUUGCAAGCUGUUGAAAGAGCUAAAGUGUCAUUCGAAGAUAGGCAGCAACAUCAGGGGUUUAGUGAACAAGAAGCUCAGGAACUAAAUUAUAUUAUAUCCCGACUUGCGCAGCCAAAGUUCGACACGUGAGCAAAUGCCAAAUGCAGAUGAUUUUCAUUUUUUGAAGUUGAGUUGGUAAUGUUUUUGAAGCUCUCUAGACUAUGGACAUUCAAAACUAGAAUGCCAGCAUUUAAAUAGAAAGGUUUAAUGAUUUUCUAAUGUUAGCUGUCACUUAUACCGAUCAAUAUUGUUUGAUUCGUCUAUCGAGAGUUCACGGAUUUGUUUUUUGUUACCAAAGCAAUUUAAAAUGUUUUUAUA
This is a messenger RNA of Helianthus annuus (common sunflower), 1893 nucleotides long. Its product is annotated as probable inactive ATP-dependent zinc metalloprotease FTSHI 3, chloroplastic. The coding region runs from base 124 to 1665 and encodes 513 amino acids. The record is from RefSeq and is a predicted model, not a curated record. Gene Ontology annotation, cellular component: membrane; chloroplast thylakoid. Gene Ontology annotation, biological process: proteolysis. Lineage: Eukaryota; Viridiplantae; Streptophyta; Magnoliopsida; Asterales; Asteraceae. The transcript has 5 exons. Gene Ontology annotation, molecular function: zinc ion binding; ATP-dependent peptidase activity; ATP hydrolysis activity.